Acanthamoeba castellanii str. Neff is the source of this 1080-nucleotide messenger RNA. RefSeq lists its product as uncharacterized. The annotation marks the transcript as partial. The record is from RefSeq and is a predicted model, not a curated record. The transcript has 10 exons. NCBI's taxonomy places the organism in Eukaryota, Discosea, Longamoebia, Acanthamoebidae.
GCGGGGACGGGGAUCGAGGUCGUUGCCACGCUCGAUCUCGACGACCAGGGGAGCAGGUGGCUCUCGACCUCGGUCUACGGCGGGGUGUACUCGUUCCUCAGCGAAAAGGUGUUCUGGUGGGGCUCCCUCAACGGCGCCGGCAUCAGCCUCUACCCCGCCCGGAUCCCAACUGAGUUUCAGCCACACCUGGCCCUGAGUAAUGAUCUGGGAUACGAUACCCAAACGGGUCACUUCUUUGUCGAUCUCUACGCGUACUCCAACGUCACCAGCACAGUUAGCUUCGUGGAAUUCGAUCUGAACGCGCAGGAGUGGAUAGUCAACAGCCAGGUAGUGGUGCCCGUCAGGGACUACCAGUACCUCAUCGCCGACAGCCCCGAUCUGCAGACUCGCAGCAGCCUGUUCCUCAUCUCGCUCGACUACAUCGUCUACAUCGAUCUGGAUACGUUCACGAUCGUCGCCCAGAUGGACCUGAGCCAGCAGUUCGUAACCCAGUACCCCGUCAACCUCGUCGCCGGCGCCACCUACUACCAGGGCAACCUGUUCAUCGCCAGGCACACUCUGGCGCAGAUUGUAGAUGUUCGCGUGUUCAGCGCCAAUUUCCACGCACUGCAGUUCGACCAUGUGGUGUAUCUGGACGCUGAUUGCGACAACAUGUUUGGCUGGGGCAACUACCUCUUCUGGCCGCAGUUGCACGGCAACAACGGAACGCUCUACGGGUGGGGCCUGGAACGGAGGAAUCUGCUCUUCACCUCCAUUGGCCUCGGGCCUGGCGCCAUUUGGGGCAAAGGCGUCGGCGCCAACCAAAGGACCAAGCAGGCACUGUUGGUGAGCGGCAAACCGGCGGGUGGCGGAUACACGGCCUGGGUGGCCAUCCACGACGACCAGAGGCUACCUUCCAUGGGCAUCCAAACGGUGUCAAGCGAUGUGGAAGAUCCCUGCUUGUCGGUGCUGCUGGCUGGCCACAACGCCACCGGGUUCGGCCAGGUCACCUGGCUCCGCUACGCCCCGACUUUCCAGUCUCCUGGAAAUCCCAAUUGCGGUGGGUCUUCUUCUUCGUCUCCUGUUGUUGUUGCCGCGUAA